AAAAAAACCCCGCAGAUCUUCCAAAUAUCUUCCUUCCUAGAAGAGUAGCACAGCGCACACGACCAACCGGCGAAAUCCCCAGCCCCAAGUUCGGCACCUAGCACGCAUUCGGCCCGGCUCGUGAAUGCUACUCCACGUGCGCAGACGUCACUGCCUCGGCAUCUCCGUAGCGGCCUUGGCAACUUCCUGUAUUCACAUGCUUCCCCGGAUUUCGCAAGCUCCGACAUCACUUUCUGUCACAAGCACCCGAGUGUCGGUCGUUCAAAUAGCGGAGUGGCCCCAGAAUCUGCCGAGCAUCCUUACGCCUAAUUUAUACCCCCCUCAUCGAGCGCCUUCCCUCCUGUCCUUACGAGCCGCGAUUGAUUGCGCAAACAACGUGGAACGAGAUUUGGAUUGAAUAGCUUCAAAGCACGGGAACUACACGCGAUGUCUCUAAAAGCAGGUCAGUAGGACGCAUUAUGGCGGGCUUGGAGCGAUUGCGGG
Molecule: messenger RNA, 483 nt
Organism: Trematosphaeria pertusa
Lineage: Eukaryota; Fungi; Ascomycota; Dothideomycetes; Pleosporales; Trematosphaeriaceae
Exons: 1
Coding region: 125-397 (90 amino acids)
Source: RefSeq, a predicted model, not a curated record